Bemisia tabaci is the source of this 2801-nucleotide messenger RNA. The record is from RefSeq and is a predicted model, not a curated record. Lineage: Eukaryota; Metazoa; Arthropoda; Insecta; Hemiptera; Aleyrodidae.
GUUUCACCGCGAGCUUGCGCGCGUCUUCACUUUUCGAAUCGGAACCGGACAUAAGUCACGAGAGUGCCGGAGAACGAGGACUAAUAGUAGAGGAGCAGUAUGAUUCGAGAUCUAGUGUUAUUCACUCUGCUUGUCCAUGCUCAUGGAUACGUCUACCCAAAGAACUCCCACCACAAUCAGCACCAGCACCAACAUCACCACAGACCUGCGAGGCAAGGACCACCCCCACACCCCGCAAUGGCCAAGUACUACCAGGUGCCGAAAGGCCCCGGCGCACCCAAGUACCCACACCCACCCCCACCACAUUGGCAGAAUAGGGGUGCACCCCCUAACCACGGCCGCCCUGGGGGGAGCCCCGUGGGGCCCGCGCGUCCCGGCUACUACGGACCCCCGAAGAACGUAGUCCCCCGAUCGCCGCAGCCCUACCUCCACAAACCGCCAAACUUCAUCCCCUUGGGCAGCCACUACAAAUCCCCCGUGCCAAGCCACCGCCCCAAGGAGCCCGUCUACGCUCCCACGUACCACGCCCACCCUCCACCUCCACCCCAACCCCACUCCCGAUAUCACGACGACGAACGCGGACCGAUCAGAACCAUCCCCGCCCCCAACCUAAACCCCGCAGACAAAAACUCCCAACACUACGAUUACCCCUCAUCCGUACCGGAAGUGUCCCCCCACAUUCACGCCCAGACUGCUCACCUGGAAUCCUUCAACGGCUACCAAGUCACCGAGGACCCCAGCUUGCACAAACCCCACUCCGGCCAGGACUCCUACUUCGCACCAGACCCUGACCCCCACGUGCCGACCCUCAAGGUUCCCCCCACUACCGACCCUCACUCCCUCCCCAGCAACGGAAAACUACCCCUAGAUAUCGCGCUCCAGCAGGAGGUCGACCAGUCGAACCGCUUGACCGCGCAAGAGCUUUUCAACCUCAUGAACGGCUUCCACCCGGGUACCGGUGGGGUCAGCGUCGUCCCCCAGUACGUCCCCGCCCAAGCCUUCCCCCAGAUCUACCCCGCUCCGGCGAUAAUCAUGCCCGUGGUCGCGCAGAACCUCGACCUCCAGAAUCUGGAACCCCAAGCCAUGCCGAGCAACUUCAGCCCGCAAAUGGAGACCUUCAACUACGACGAGAGGACUCAGCAGGGCGCCCACGGAACCGACAGCUUCCCAGAGGCCAGCUCGAUCGACAUGCACCGCGAGAUGGAGAAGCAGGCCAGCCAGCGCGCCAAUUUUUUCGCCAAACCGGAGGAGAAAGCGGAGAAGAGCCGCUUCUACAACGCCAACAACGACAACUCCGGGGAGAACGAUGAAGGGGUGGCCAGCAACCAGGUUGACUUCGAGCCUGCAGAGCGGGCAGCCGCCAAGAAAGCCCAGAAGCUCCUGUCGAGUAAACACGGCGCGGAUACCUUGGCCACCCUAGCGCAGGUCCAGUCCUUGAGUAGCGAGGAGGACAGCCACGAAGAGCGAAAGACCACGCCCGAUUCAUCUCCUAUCUUGGACAUCGUCCGCGGGGAGGUUGUCGAAGACGAGUCAGAGAAGCCACCGCGAGAAAUCGUGGAGGAAACCAGGCCGGUGUUCAACCCGAGCCACUACCAGAACGCGUACAACUCCCAGUACAGCGAGGCCGAUCUCCAGAAGAACACAUCGAGGGAGGAGGCCAGCAAGACACGUGUCGUGGAGAUGGCCUACUCGUCCAAGAUCACCGGCGCCAAGGACUACGCGCAGAACCACAAGGAGGAGGCGGACAGCUCUUCCUCAGAGGAGGACUCCAAGGAGAGUCGAGAUGGCGGGAGCUCCAUGGAGAUCAUGGAGGCGACCGACUCUGGAGACGGAAUCAAAGUGAUCUCUCUGGAGACGAGUUAUAGCAGUAGUGAGCCCAAGCCGUUGAACUCCCAUUCGCAGCUUCCGUACGGAGCAAGGCUAAGGGUCAAGGAUUCGUGAAAGCUCAGCCCUUUUUUCUUGAAAAAGACGACUGAUUAAUUUAGUGUAAAUAGUCUCAAUGGUGCCAAAUGAGAGAAUGUGGUGCAAGAGAUCGGUCGGCCUGUCUAAAGAGUUUGAAUCCUUUGUCGGAAUCACUCUCUGAUUGGCGUGAGAAAUUAUGUGCUCUAUUGUACUGCCUUCGCCCUUCUCUCUCUUUUUAAAGGUGUCGCUCAAGUCUCUUUUAAAAUUUGGAAUCAGAUUUCAAAAAUAAUUUGAAUUUAAAGAUCUCUCGAAAGGAUUUACCAGGAUAAUAAAUCCUCAAAUGAGGGCCGUGUAAAAUAAACUGUAGACAAAAUGUGCUCCUCUAUACAUUUCCAGGGCCGGAUUUACCUAUAGGGCACUGGGGCACUUGCCCAUAGCGGCAAAUUUUGAGGGGCGGCAAAUUUUGGCACUGGAUUAAUUGAAAGUUAAAGCGAGAAAAAAGGAAAAAAUGGAGACAGAGACGGAGCGAAGUGAAAAAUGAGCGGCAAAAUGUAUGAAGGAAGGAAGUUGACGCUUGACGGGAGCGGCAAAGCUGCCGCCCCUCAGGUCCGGCCUUUGAGCGCUAGGAUGAUCCUUCGUUGGAGUGAUACUAAACAACACGGCAAUUUUAAACAUCGGGGCAGACUUGAUAAUCAAUUUAGACGUUGAUGCUCUGGUUGACAGCUUUGCUAAACUGAAAACCCGGAGAAAAAUUUUUUAACCUGAUUUUCCGAAAAUACAUUGCAACUAAUACAUUGAGCUACACUAGCUUCAAAUUUGUCUCCACAUUUUAUUUUUGUCUCAUCCAUCCAUUCCAUUUUAUAUAUUCGCGGCGCAUUUUGAAGCAGCUACGCGCACGC